Molecule: messenger RNA, 1401 nt
Organism: Lachnellula hyalina
Lineage: Eukaryota; Fungi; Ascomycota; Leotiomycetes; Helotiales; Lachnaceae
Gene: Znf569
Product: Zinc finger protein
Exons: 3
Coding region: 1-1401 (466 amino acids)
Biological process (GO): regulation of transcription by RNA polymerase II
Cellular component (GO): nucleus
Molecular function (GO): DNA-binding transcription factor activity, RNA polymerase II-specific; RNA polymerase II transcription regulatory region sequence-specific DNA binding
Source: RefSeq, a predicted model, not a curated record
AUGUCGGAACCACACCACCAGGUCUCUUAUGAUCUCGAUUAUUGGAUGAACGUCAAUCUGUUGGAUGCCUGUUUUGACCCGAUGCAUAACGGCAUGGGUCUAGACAGGUGUCAAGGCAUGGAUGGAUAUUUCGGUGCACCCAUCAAGGAUACCACAAAUCCCGACCAGUGGGCAGAUUGGUCCGCAAGACCCACAUUUACCGACCUAGACCUCCCCCCAAUCACCUCUCAAGAAUGCCAGAAUCCCGCCCUGGAUUUUGAGAUCGAGAAUUCGAGCUCCGUUCAAGAUGCCGGCCUGAGUAAUGAUUGCGACGGCGCUGUCUCCAUGACUACCUUGGAGAGUGUGAGAGAGAUGAGAACCGAGGGCGCGGACAAAUUUGAAUCUACUUGCCAUACUUGUGGAGAGAAAUUCUCCAACUUAUUUCAAUAUUGGAGUGAGCGCGAUUUAGAUGCCCACGCAAGGAAGGAAAAACACAUUGCUUGGACUUGUUCGUUCACAGGAUGCAAUCAGGAGUUUCUUACUUCCUGGGAACGAGAUGCGCAUCAGCAGACGCCCCAUACUAAUGGUCACGGCCGUCUCGCUACUCCUACCCCGUUUGACUGUGUUGAAUGUGGGGCAUCACUCGCGUCGCAAUCAGAUCUUCUCCGCCAUGCCAAGCAAAUGCAACAUCAACCUUACUCCUGCGAGUGCGGUGCACUCUUCUCAAGACUGGAUGUACUGAAUCGACAUCUCAACUCACUAAGCACAAAUGACCCCAAAUAUCCUUGCAAAUAUUGCAGGCGUCACCGCGGUGCCAAUGGGUUUAGACGUCGAGAUCACCUAACUCAGCACAUACGGAACUAUCACCACCUAGAAAUGAACGAUGAGUCGACAGAGGACUCUACAUCUAGGCUAGAGUACUUCUUUCCCGUGUGCACCCAUCCAGAGUGCCCUCAGUACCGCGACGAGGUUUUCAAGACACUACCUCGUAGCAUCCAGAAGACAAACAAGCCAUUCCCAACUCAAAGCGCGUACACGAAGCAUAUGCGCGAGGAGCAUAAUGAAUGCCCUUUCCCGUGCGACGUUCAUGGGUGUGAUCGUGUGGGAAGGCGGGGCUACUUCAGGGAGAAGGACAUGAUCAAGCAUCGCAGACAAUCGCACUUAGACGCACCUACCUAUCAGCCAGUAGAGCGGGAUUUGAAGUAUCAAUGUACUGAACCUGGAUGCGGUGCUCUUUUGGAUCUAUCCUCCGUCUCGUACCACCAUGCCAUCCAUAGGUGGAGUCAACAUCGACUUGAGAAGAAAGCUGCGCUGAAUAAGCCUCUGAGCUCUAUACCACAAGAGGCUAUGGAAUCGGUUGGAGGCUCGAACGAUAUGAACAUGGAGUUGAGUUUUGGAAACCAGGAAUGGUUCAGAUCUUAA